UCCCGCAGCCGCUUUGGGAACAAAAAGCGAACCUUCAAGCCACCAGCGGGGAAAUAAGGAAGAAGAAAAAAAAAAGGAUGCAUCUUGGCAGCUUUCGCACUGCCGUCCUAGGGCUGACCGGCCUGCUGCUGCUGCUGACCGGCCGGCAGGUGGCUAGCAAUGGUGACUUUAGCUAUUUCUACGGCACCAUCGCCCCGUCCGACCGGCUUUGCGCGAAGAAGGUCGUCGGCAUCGGUACCAAGACGCCCGUACAGGUGGAUUACAGCAGCACGCGCCCGAUAACAGCUGUCAGUCUCGAUGCGUCGAACGUGGCGUACCAGGGCUUCAACGCGCUCAUCACCCGCGGUGCGAUCGGCCAGCAGGGCAUCACGUUCAGCCUGGCCGGGCCGUGGGUGCUGCCGUACUACAUCGAGCUGGACUACUACUGCCGGGCGCCGGACCAACCCUGACCGUCCUCAACCGGUGCUGCUGCUGCUGCAAAAAAGGGUCAAAUGCA
Anopheles merus is the source of this 496-nucleotide messenger RNA. RefSeq lists its product as uncharacterized. The transcript is spliced from 2 exons. Lineage: Eukaryota; Metazoa; Arthropoda; Insecta; Diptera; Culicidae. Bases 78 to 449 code for a protein of 123 amino acids. The record is from RefSeq and is a predicted model, not a curated record.